Penicillium angulare is the source of this 1173-nucleotide messenger RNA. RefSeq names its product ankyrin repeat domain-containing protein. Gene Ontology annotation, molecular function: protein binding. Lineage: Eukaryota; Fungi; Ascomycota; Eurotiomycetes; Eurotiales; Aspergillaceae. The transcript has a single exon. The coding region runs from base 1 to 1173 and encodes 390 amino acids. The record is from RefSeq and is a predicted model, not a curated record.
AUGAGCUUCAACAAACUACCAGCCGAGUUGUUGAUUUUGAUCGGAGAAAAGCUCAAAAAAAACAGGGAUCUUAACUCGCUGGCUCAGGUCAAUCGACACUCUUUCCAAUCGCUCAAUGAACAUCUGUAUCGGUACCGUGCUGCAAAUCGCGAUAGAGCCCUCCACUGGGGCAUCAAGGAACGCAUUCUCGCGACAGUCACCAUGGCUAUUCAUGUCGGAGCCAACCUCAACGUGAAAAGGGGCAAAUCGACACCUGUGAUCGCAGCUGCCAAAAAUACGGACCCCGAUAUCCUCCAAGUUCUCCUGGAAAACGGUGCCGACCCAAAUGUCCAUUGUGGGGGUGGCUUCAACGCGCUAUAUUUCGCUAUGAAAAGCCACGAUUUUCCUUCAGUUCUACUUCUACUCGAGAACGGGGCUAACCCUAACAUUCAAGACUGCCAAUUAAACACCCUGUUGCAUUUGCAUCUCCAACAAGGCGUUCCCCUCAAGAUCUUGCACCUUCUUCUGAAGUUUGGAGCAGAUCCCUCCGCACAAAAUGGCCAGCUGGAAACCCCGCUCCACAUCGCAGUGAAAAGAAAACACUUCGAGUUCUUCAAACUACUCCUGAGAUUUGAGCCAAACCUCUCGGCCAUAGAUAUGUUUCAAAGGACGCCUUUUGCCGAAGCACUGCUCCGACAAGAUGAAGGGUUCGAAAUGGCGCGCCUUUUACUCGAGCAUGGCGCUAGUCCGAGUAUUGCCGGUCAACCUCACCAGCCUAUUCAUGAUAUGGCGCAAUUGGGUGACGUGCGAGGGCUUAAGCUGCUGCUGAAGUAUAAAGCCGACAUUAAUGCUUCAAAUGGUGACAACGAGACUGCCCUAUCUCUAGCGAUCAAACGUGGACACACAAUGGCCGCAUGUGAGCUCCUUCAGGCGGGAGCAAAGGUGGAAUUUGAAUAUGAUAGUCCAGCCUUGCACCUAGUUCCAACCCCACUGCAGUGGGCCGCUACAAAAGGAGACGCAAUGAUGUGUCAACUCCUUUUAAAACAUGAUCCCAAUCCAGACACUCGUCUGUUAUUCAGCAGCCUUCCCGUCACCGAGUAUGAUUCUCCACGCGCGACCGAAAUCUUGGCUUACAAAGGACUUUCGGCCCAGAAGAUGAAGAAGCUGAUGACGCAACUUGCAUGUGCACAUUAG